Messenger RNA from Colletotrichum scovillei, 3545 nucleotides. RefSeq names its product platelet-activating factor acetylhydrolase. Lineage: Eukaryota; Fungi; Ascomycota; Sordariomycetes; Glomerellales; Glomerellaceae. The record is from RefSeq and is a predicted model, not a curated record. The transcript has a single exon. The coding region runs from base 582 to 2462 and encodes 626 amino acids. Gene Ontology annotation, molecular function: 1-alkyl-2-acetylglycerophosphocholine esterase activity.
UCUGGGAGUUUAGCCCUUGUCGAUAAUGACCGCCCCCUGCCCGCUCCUCCAAGUUUCCACAAGUGAUGUGCGCGCGUAUGCUUUUGAAAGAAUCCGGGGUUUUUAAUUGUCAAUGGCAGUUCUCCCCCAAUGACGUCAGGCGUCCUUUCCGGACUCUUCGGUUUCACGUUUUAAUCUCAUAGCCCCCUUUGACCACCAAGCGAACAGAAAACGUCAAGCGUGCGGCGCGCGAUUUCUACUGGGCCCCUUUACCGUCUCUUUUUUUCCUUUAGGGUUCCUGCAUACUUCGUAGACACGCGCCAUUAGGAAUGCAAAGGCCAUCUUAGGCCCCCCCCCAUCCCGAUCCCUCCUACCUACUUACCUUAAACCCGGGACUUCCCUCCUAGCUGUGUCUCCACGCUUACCCGCACCGCCAUGACAUCUAAAUUCCACAGCAACCCACGUCCUCUUGUUCGACUUCCCCGUCAACGGGCAUAGGAUAUCCCCUGUACCUCACUCACCUCUCACGUCUUUGAGGCCUGCUGAGCAUCCUUUCCGAUCCCGGCAGAUUGAGGACUCUCUAUCCCUCUCCUUCUCCGACAAUGGGUUCAGAAACCAAGAAGAAGGCCUCCACCGAGGACAGGAAACGGCGAUCUGACACGAACCCGCCCAAAACACUCAGGGAACGUUUCCUGCACUCCCUCCCCUACUACACAGGACCCUACGGCGUGGGAUUCCUCGAGAUCGAAGCACCGGUCCGUCAACCGCGCACCUUUUCGGAGCUCAGGCGCCACAAUGUCCCGCUGCUGAGGCUCGAUACCGUCCUCUUCGCCGUCUACUACCCGUGCACCGUAAAGACCCAGACGGACGACCACGCCGCUCCCGAUCAUGAUCAUGGCCAGCAGCAGCAGCAGCAUCACGGCAAGAAGAAUGGAAAAAAGGCCGGCGGUGCAAAGAAGCCGAAGCUCUCACGGGUUGGAUGGCUCCCGCGUCCGCGGGUCCUCACCUGCAAAGGUUACGCCAAGGAGUUCAGCAUUCCGCACCUCCCCGUCACGGCUUACAUCGCCGCCACCUCCAUGUUCACCAAACUCCCCGCGCUGAGAAACGCGAAGCUCGCAGAGCAUUGGCCAGAAGAGAUGCUGGGCGACGAAGGUCCGACGGGUCAGACGGCGAGGAACGAGGAGUCGAGCUCGCGCAAGAAGCCAAAGUUCCCGGUCAUCAUCUUCAGCCACGGCCUGGGCGGUUCGAGGAUGAGCUACAGCUCCAUCUGCGGAGAGUUGGCGAGUUACGGCUUCAUUGUUGUGGCAAUCGAGCACAGGGAUGGAAGCGGUGCGAGGACCUAUGUGAACCUCCCGGAACAUCGGGAGGUGUCCGAUAGCGAAUCUUCCUUGGAGACGGUGAACGCCAAAAAGAUCAAGAACAAGAAGAACGGAAAAGACUCCGGGCAGCACUACUGCGUGGACUAUCUUUUUCCCAAAAAUAACGAGCAGGACACGGCACCGAACAACGAACAGGGCGUUGAUAUGCAGCUACGCGCUGCGCAGAUUGAAAUGAGAAUGACGGAAAUUGAGGAGGCCUUCCGCAUCCUUGGAUAUAUCGACAGUGGUCGCGGGCACGAAGUUGAAGCCAUGAACCUGAGAAAGAAGGGCAAUGUGGCGUCCAGCUCCAAGGGGCUUACAGGCAUCGUGUGGGAUGACUGGAAAGAUAGGAUGUUUCUCGACAACGUGACGAUAAUGGGUCACUCGUUUGGCGGAGCAACGACGGUCGAAGCUUUGCGAACCGAGUCGCUUAGCUGGGUUGGUCAAGGCAUCAUUCUUGACGCUUGGGGCCCGGCAACGCCACGCGCAGGAGAGAACCCCAGUCACCGCGUUAAGAAACCGUUGUUGUCGAUCGGAUCGGAAGCCUUUAUGCACUGGCAAGAAAACUUUGACAGACUUGUCGACGUCUGCAACGAGGCCAGGGGCGAGAACGCACUCACCUGGAUGAUGACGAUCCGUGGGUCGACCCAUCUCUCCCAGACAGACUUUGCAGUUCUGUACUCGACUUGGACAGACUUGUUCAUGAAGACGUUGGUGAAUCCUCUGCGAGCCAUCUACCUGACGAUAUCACCGUCGCUCGAGUUUUUAAAGAUCACGCUACCUCCGGAGCAGACGAAGUACAACACCUGGGUAGACGAGGAAAUCUUGAAAACAACAGAGCCUCCAACCGAACCACUUGCUGUGGUGACGCACGAUCACCGACCGGACGACCAAUGGAUCGCAGUUCGCCUCAAGGUGGACAACGAAGCAACUCUGCGGAUAAAAAGAUGGUUCCGACACAAGAAUCGGGUCUUGAUGGGGAAAGGCGAUGGAUCGGGCAUGCCUUCGGGACUGAUCAGCUGGGAGAAGGGCAAUGAGGUUUGGAUGCACGUGAGCCCGGACCCUGAGUCCGUGGAGGAGCAAAUGCAACGGAACGAGCGGACGACGAGCCGGAAUGCAGCGUAGGUAGGCUCGAUUAGCAUCGCGAUGUGCUUUGUAGAUCUGCAUGUACUUCAUGGGUUGGUUUAAUUGGGUAGCGAAUUUGGUUUAUUGGCGUUUACGAGGCGUAACCGCACCCAUGGUAUCGGGAUGCUUUGAGCACUUAUGGUGCCCUUGUACGAGUAGGGUAAAAGGUUCGUCAGAUAGGACACAGCCUGCGGGCGUCUGCUAAUCAAGAUACAAGCGAUUUCUUGUUGCAAGUCGCUUGCAUAUUUGUGUGGAAGAGUUGCGUAUGGUCCCUCAAUUCAGAAACGUGAUUCCAAAAUCAGCAAUUACUGGGCAACAGCUCUGCAGGCUAUCGGGCGGUCGGACGGCCAAGCCAUUGUCGAUUCAAAGACGGGCUGGUAGAGUGCCUUUCGGCUUCAGCAAGAAGGUCCUGGAGCUUGCUCAUAAUCAAAGCCUGUGCGCUCUGCGCUUUGUCGUGAGAAGAGGGUAGCUUUGGUUUGAAGUAUAAGGCGAGGCUCGGACUCCCUUGCCGAAGUGGACUAGCUCCAGGGACGCCGAUGAACAGCAAUUUUGAUCGAUUGAGCCAGGGGUUGCCCGGUACGGUGACGUGUGGAGAGCGAUGGUGCCGCGACGAAGGGGACCAGGAUUAUGAAAUCCACAGAUUGAAUUGUUGUUUGACCAUCACGUCCGGCUGUGGAUAACGUGGACGGCAGACGCAGGCAGUUGAGGGCAGGCUAGCCUUGUGUGUCAUUCUGGCGUGGGCGUAUGCCACAAUGUCUCCUCGACUAUUUUUGUCUCUUUUGGUUCGUUUCUCGCUUGCGUGCCGGCACCUUCUUUUCGGACGAAGUCGUUGUGUGAGGGCUUUGAGGCGAGCCAAGAAUGGGAGACAGGGAGCCCAUCGAUCAAGGCAUGCAGGUCGGGGUACUUGUAAGCGGUGGUGGUGGUGUGGGAGUGUUUCUGAGUGGACAUUAUGCAGGUGUCAGUUGAUGGGAUGGUGCAAAGUACGAGUUGUGCUGUCAGUGACCACUGAAUUGUGCGUGAUGGUUCGUGCCGACGAGGCGAUCUUGGUUCUAUAACAGAAAUCAUAAACUUUGAUGACGAGAG